Molecule: messenger RNA, 651 nt
Organism: Brugia pahangi
Lineage: Eukaryota; Metazoa; Nematoda; Chromadorea; Rhabditida; Onchocercidae
Source: the annotation of a GenBank genome assembly
AUGGAGAGAAGAAGCGAUAUUAUGGAAACAGCUACCAAAUCCGGACAGCACGUCUAUCGCAUGGUGCACCAUUUUCAGAAAUAUGCUAAAAAGUGCAUUGAACUUGGUAUUCCAGCACCAUUUGCAGCAGAAUUGACGAGAAAUGCAUCACAAGCAUUGAAAGAUUCGGGAUUCGAAGAUAAGAAGAAACUGUGUCAUUGCUUUCGAUGUAAUUUGGAUUUGACUUCUACAAAGACUGUUUCAUUCAGAUUGUCAGUGCAUAAAAGAAAAGUGAAAAAAAGCAAAUGGAGAAAAUAUAAGAGGUCUCAGUUGAUAGUGGUUUGCAAAGGAUGUGGAGCUGAAAUGAAAGGUGGCGCCUUUCAUGAAAGAUUGACAAUUAAAGAAUGUGAGAGAAGAGAUAUAAAUACAUCUUUUGAUCAAAGUUUGAGAGAAGAAUCACGAAGAUCUUCAGUACAAUCUGCUUUUUCUACACCAAGAACUUCAUUUCGAGAAACUCCAAUUUCCAGGCAUGUAAUGGAAAGGAAAAUUUCAUCUUCUGGACGUCGACGAAAGCUGGCAUCGAAAUUGCAACGUGUUCUGGCUAGUCAAACACCGAUACGCAGAGGGACAAGUUUGCAGGAUUUUCUAGAAGUUUUUAAAACCAAUACUUGA